AUGGGGGAGCAAAGGGGACUGCUGUCGGCAGAAUGGGGGCAGCCCAUUUUGGAAGCUCUUUUGAAGAGCCUCUGGCAGAGCUCCUCGCUCCGGUGGUGCCGGUGCUGGAGCAGCACCGUGUUUUGGCUCCGCCUGGCGCGGGCCCUGGCCCGGCCCCGGCCCCCGAACGAGGCCCCUCCCGCGGCUCCGCCCGCAGCCGCCCCGCAGCCGCCCGGCUCCCGGCCCGCGGCCGGCGGCUUCCCCGGUGCGAGCCCCGCCGCCCGUCAGCUCGGCCGCCGGCCCCGAGCCGCCGGAGCCCGGGGCGGCUCGGGAAGCAGCAGCGCCCGGGGCGGGCGGGUGCCCCGGGCAGAAUGGCGAGGGCGCCGUGCCGUCCGCACGGGCGGAGAAGCCUCCCCUGGAGCAGCUCUAGCGGGAGGGCCCGCUGCUGGGGAGCGGCGGCUGCGGCAGCGUUUACGCCGGGACCCGGCUCGCCGACGGCGCCCCGGUGGCCAUCGGGCGAGUGGCCCGGGAUCGCAUCUGGGAGUGGGCGCGGCUGCACGACGGCGCCCUUGUGCCCUGGAGCUGGUGCUCAAGUGGAUGGUGUCGUGCCCUGGCUUGGGCGGCGUCGUGCGGCUCCUGGACUGGUUCGAGCUGCCCGACGGCUUCGCGCUGGUCAUGGAGCGUCCGGAGCGCUGCCGGGACCUGUGGCACUUGCUGGAGGCGGGCGGGUCCCUGGCAGAGCCCGUGGCGCGGGGGCUGUUCCGCCAGGUGCUGCAGGCCGUGCGGCACUGCACCAGCCGCGGCGUCCUGCACCGCGACAUCAAGGCCGAGAACAUCCUCGUCGACCUGGCCACCGGCGAGGCCAAGCUCAUCUACUUCGGCUGCGGCACCAUCCUCCAGGACACCUUCUACACCUGGAUGGCAGGUGAGCCCAAAGCCAGGGCCCAGCCGUGCAGCAGAGGAACGCAAGAGUACUACCCGCCGGAGUGGAUCCUCUUUGGCUGCUUCCACGGCCAGCCAGCCACUAUCUGGUCCCUGGGCAUCCUGCUCUAUCACCUGGUGUGCGGGCACCUUCCUUUCAGAACUGGAGGGGACAUCGUCCGGGGCCAGCUCUUCUUCCUGCCCCAGGUGUCUCAAGAUUGCCAGCACCUCAUCAGGUGGUGUUUAUCCAUGGACCCUGCAGACAGGCCAUGCCUGGAAGACCUUGUAGAGCAUUCUUGGCUGCAGAAGCCCCACCUGGCCCAGGAGAGAGCAGAGAUCCAUCCCUCUGCACAGCAGGAUCCAGGAGCCCAGCAAGUACCAGCUGCUCGCGUCUCGUGGCGCUCAAAGAAAUCCCCAGAGCGUUUCCCUGCGGCCGCGGCACGGAGCAGAGAGCGCAGCCCAGGAGAUGCUUCCGCGGGUUCCCGCGAGUUGUGGAGGGAGCGGCUCAGGGCUCCCCGUCCUGUUGGAGAAGUCUUGGCACAGUGCGGUGAAGUUCCCCGGAGUGAAAAGGGGAAACAUCCCCCUGCAGCUCAAUGGCAUCGUGGUGUCCCUGCAAGCCGAGGCACAGCUGGCGUGUUCUUGUGGAGCGCGACGCGGAGCCGGAGAACCGUCCUCGAGCUGGCCGCUGGUGGGGCAAAGCCGAUGGGCUUUGGUUUGGCCCCUUCCUGGAGGACACGCUCUGCACCCCGACAAAAUCAAGAUGAGUCCCCAGCUGGCGCAGGGGCGGGGGGAUGCUCGUGCUUCCAGGCACGGCAGGGCUCGGCCUGGCCACGCGCCGCAGGAAGAUUGCACCCGGUGCCUGGACCGGGUGGGGGAGCACCGGCACCGUCCGUGGAGCCCGUCCAGUGCCGGCGCUACCCCGGGGGGCCACGGUGUGCGGGGACAUCCCCUUCAGGAAGGACGAGGGCCUCGUGUGGGAUCAGCUCCUCUCCUGGCAGCAGGUCUCCAGAGGCUACCAGCACCUCAUGCCAUGGAAACAAGCAACGUGAAAAAUUCAGCAGCGGCUCCUGUUGCCAACUGCAGCAGCCCCUUCAAGGACCCUGAGCUUCCACCAAGGUCUGCGUGUGCCUUGCAAAAGGGAGUGCCUUGCAGGGAUGGAGCUGUCAACCCACUGCAAAAGCUGGGAGGAAAUCAGAAGCAGCAAAAUGCCAUUUUGGCUCAAAGGCUGCCCAGAUUCUUCAUGUUUUCCUUCUACUCCAAGAUAGGCAGGCAGGGCUGGACUCCAGCAAGGUUCAAGUUCUUGGUGCUCCCUGGCAUCAAAGGCAUCAAGUAAACUCUUGUAUGCACUGAUUGCAAUAAGGGAACUGAAGGAAAAAAGGAGAUGUCAGAAGGGUCAGGCAGGUGAAGCAGCUGGGCUGGGGCCCCUCGCUGUCUUUUCUCCCCGACAUGGCUCAGCUCACA
Messenger RNA from Oenanthe melanoleuca, 2361 nucleotides. RefSeq names its product serine/threonine-protein kinase par-1-like. Gene Ontology annotation, molecular function: ATP binding; protein serine/threonine kinase activity. The record is from RefSeq and is a predicted model, not a curated record. Gene Ontology annotation, cellular component: cytoplasm. Gene Ontology annotation, biological process: negative regulation of apoptotic process; protein autophosphorylation; regulation of mitotic cell cycle. The coding region runs from base 1 to 2004 and encodes 667 amino acids. The transcript has 9 exons. NCBI's taxonomy places the organism in Eukaryota, Metazoa, Chordata, Aves, Passeriformes, Muscicapidae.